Messenger RNA from Gadus macrocephalus (Pacific cod), 1557 nucleotides. RefSeq names its product ADP-ribose/CDP-alcohol diphosphatase, manganese-dependent (gene adprm). The transcript has 3 exons. NCBI's taxonomy places the organism in Eukaryota, Metazoa, Chordata, Actinopteri, Gadiformes, Gadidae. Gene Ontology annotation, molecular function: manganese ion binding; ADP-ribose diphosphatase activity; 2',3'-cyclic-nucleotide 2'-phosphodiesterase activity. The record is from RefSeq and is a predicted model, not a curated record. The coding region runs from base 231 to 1247 and encodes 338 amino acids.
GGUUGCUUCUCAUGACAAACUGACACCGGCCGGAACUUACAUCGAAUUUCCGUCAGACUGCAAAACUACUAUCUUUUGACUUUACACUGCCGAUUUAGACGGAGGAGCUGGCUUCUUGCUUUCGAAAUGUCAAUAUAUUAAAGGGCUACUCAGACAGUAUAGCCAGCUUUCUUUACAGACCUGCAUACAGACAGCUGUCGGGCAACACCAUUCACAACACUGGAGCAACGAUGGAAAGUUGUCCCAUCGAGGAUGCCCCACUGUUUACAUUCGGAGUGAUCGCCGACAUUCAAUACGCGGACAUCGACGACGGAUUUAACUACACCCGCACAAAGAGACGCUACUACAGAAGCAGCCUCCAGCUGCUCAUGAACGCCCGUGAAAGUUGGUCGAGAUCCGCUGUUAAACCCAGCUUCAUCCUCCAGCUGGGGGACAUCAUUGACGGCUUCAACAAGCAGCAUGACUCGUCAGACCAGGCCCUGGACACCGUGAUGAGGGAGCUGAGCACCUGUCCUGCCCAGGUCCACCACGUAUGGGGAAAUCACGAGUUUUACAAUUUCAGCAGGGACACGCUGAUGAAGUCCAAGCUGAACAGUUCGCCUCCCUGUGACAGCGGAGGUGGGGGACCCGACACAGGCGACAUCUAUGCCUACCAUUUCAACCCGACUCCUAAGUUCAAAAUUGUGGUGCUGGAUGCUUAUGAUGUGAGUGUUCUGGGAAGGACUGUGUCCAGUGUGCAAUAUAACAAUGCACUGAAUAUUUUAAAAGAGCACAACAGCAACGAGGACCUCAACCAUCCCCCAGCCGAGGAAGGAAUUAAGCGUAAAUUUGUAAAGUUCAACGGAGGGUUCAGUAGAGACCAACUGAACUGGCUGGAUGGAGUGCUGUCGCUGUCCGACAAGAACGAGGAAAGAGUCCUCAUCGUCAGCCACCUCCCAGUGCACCCUCUCUCCACCGAGCCCAUCUGCCUGGCCUGGAACUCUGAGGACGUCCUGGCGCUGAUCGGGGCCCACGGCUGCGUGGUGUGUUUCAUGGCGGGCCACGACCACAACGGGGGCUACCACCACGACCGGGACUCCGGCGUGCACCACCUCACCCUGGAGGGGGUGAUCGAGACGCCCCCGGACAGCGACGCCUCCGGGACGGUCUGGGUGUACGAGGACAGAAUGUUCCUGAAGGGGAGUGGACGGACGGCGGACAGGCUACUGUUGUUUACGUGGCCGCCGGACGAAACGCAGAUCAUGUGAGACUCUGUGGGAAGAGGUCCACAAGACAAAGAUGCUUUCAUAACAUAGAUUUUAUUUUGAUUUAUUGAUAAUAUAUACCAGGAAUGGAGUGGCGCACGUUCGGUCGUGUGCUAUGAUCGCCGAAAGGAGAGUCAAGGUGCUGCUUUGUGAAUUUGUUUGAACUGAUAUGCAAGGCUACAUCCUUUAUUUAUAUUUAUUGUGUUUUGAAACAUUCAAUCUUGGGUGACUUGAACAAUCUUGAAUGUGAAACAAUUUGAGUUAUUAGAUUGUGCAAUUGAUUUUCAAUGCAUAUAAUAAAGAGGCAACACUA